AUGUGGCUAGACUUCCUAGAAAGCACCAAGUCAUCCAGAUCAGACGAAGUGGAGUGCACAAAUGCUACUGUCAAAAGCUGCCCCACUUACAAAACCCCACAGCAUUAUGCUACCAACAACGAUGAUGAACGUGGUUCAACUGGUUACUUUGAGACCAACAACGAUGAACGUGGUGCAACUGGCUCGCCUGCGCAAGUUCCGUGAAUUCUUGAAGUUUGAUCACCCCAGUAUUAUAUUAAAUUGGUAGAGGUGAGAGAGCGUCUUGGGGCUGGCGGGGAGAAAGCGAAGUGAGCUGGUCUCCCCGACCAACUGCUCCCAACAAGCAGUAGGUUGAGAGAUCCCC
Phytophthora nicotianae INRA-310 is the source of this 343-nucleotide messenger RNA. RefSeq lists its product as hypothetical. NCBI's taxonomy places the organism in Eukaryota, Oomycota, Peronosporomycetes, Peronosporales, Peronosporaceae. Bases 1 to 204 code for a protein of 67 amino acids. The transcript is spliced from 3 exons. The record is from RefSeq and is a predicted model, not a curated record.